AUGAGCCAGCUCAACAAUGAUAUUUUCCGUAUCAAAGUUGUUGACUAUCAGAAUAAGAAAGUCCCCAUACUGAUGCAGAACAACAACGGGCCCUGUCCUCUCCUUGCCAUCAGCAAUGUACUUCUCCUUCAGUCCAAGAUACAGAUACAUUCAGAUCUGGCAUACAUGGACUUCAGGCAGCUGAUUCACCUUGUUGGGGACUACUUGGUCCAGUUCAACCCUCCGCAUCACAACCCAGAGAUGCAGGCGAACCAACAGCAGCAGAUUGACGAUGCCCUGUCCACUCUCCCAAAGCUUGGGCGAGGACUGGAUGUGAACGUACGAUUCCAGAAAGUGACUGACUUCGAAUACACGGACGAGCUCUCAGUGUUGGACAUGCUUGGCAUCAACCUGUUCCAUGGUUGGCUGGUGGACCCACAGGACGUGAAGACUAUGGGAGUGAUUCGGGACAUGUCAUACAACCAGCUGCUCUGUCUCCUUGUAGAUGCUGACUCCAACCACCGUCCAUCGAUUCCUGAGAAGCAACCGGACCCAGGGGACACCUCAACUUCAAAUGCUGCGCCGCCCGACAACAUGGCGGGUGCGGUCCCUGAGAAUGAGAACGCACCCUUGACAAGUCAGAUUAAUCAGAAUGAUGAAGAUUUCAAGAAGUGGAGAUCGUUGCCCUCAGUUGUGUCAUGGUUUCAAACUCAUACCUCGCGACACGUUUCUCCUGCUGCUUCAGAACCGCAACCAGCUCAGAAAUCUCUUGAAGAGGAACCAUCUCAACCAGAUGUCCAUGUGGAUGAUUCAGCAUAUUUGCAGAAAUUGAAGGAAGCUCAGGUCGUGCAGACGUUCUUACAGGAGACUGCAUCCCAGCUAACCUAUUACGGCAUUGAGCAGCUUCAUGCAACUGUCAAAGAGGGAGAACUCUGUGUCUUCUUUCGCAACAACCAUUUUUGUACGAUGUGCAAGAAGUCCGGGGGCUUGUAUUUGCUGGUAACAGAUGUCGGCUUCUACGAAGAAGAAAAGAUUGUGUGGGAGAAGCUCGUUGACGUCUCGGGCGACAGCAUUUUCUACGACGGCAAUUUCCAAGGAUUCGCUCCUCAGAGCUCUGGCAGAUCUCGAGGGAGAGAGGAAGCGCCGCAAGGAGUGAUUACUCUGGACCAUGUUUCAAAUGCUCUUGCGCAGAUCGCAAGCGUGCCAGAGCAAGUGAUGGAGGCUGUCGAGAACGCCGUCAAGCCACAAGAGAACGUUUCUCCCAAGGCGAUGACUGAUCAAGUGCAGCUGCCCAGCAGAGAAGUGCCCAAGCACUCAGAGCAAGAGGACGCCGACCUUGCCUUCGCUCUAUCACUGCAGGCUGAGUACGACGAGGAGCGACACAGGGAAGAGCAAAGGCAGCAGCAGCAGCAGCAGCAGCAGCAGCAGCAGCAACAGCAGCAGCAGCGAGUUGGUACGGCGGGGGCAAGACCAGCAGGAGGAGCCGUUUCUGCAGCAGCGAGACAACGAGCAGGACACAACGGUGGAGUUUCGCAGGAGCAGAUGGCACAGUACCGGAUGGCCCAACAGCAACGACACCAACAAACUGGUCAGGGGAUGACAAAUACAGGCCGACAGACUACCGGCAGUGCCAACAACAACAACAACAACAGCAACAAGAAUAAAACUUGUUCUGUGCAAUGACAAGAAUGCAUGGAUGGAAUGGCGAUGAUUCAUGGAUGAAGGCAUACAGCUCAGGUGUUGUUCGGUCUUGAGAGCUUUGAGGUAACAGGAAAAUUCUUCUGUUCAUGAUGGUCGGGUGGAGUAUGACAAGCACAAGGAAAUAUCUCACAUUUAUCAAUUCCUCCAUGUAGAUACGAGAAGCAAAUUUAAUGAUUCGAUUCUUACACCAAAAGAGUAUUUUAUUCACUUG
This is a messenger RNA of Guillardia theta CCMP2712, 1891 nucleotides long. RefSeq lists its product as hypothetical. Gene Ontology annotation, biological process: protein K48-linked deubiquitination. Gene Ontology annotation, cellular component: cytosol; cell periphery. Gene Ontology annotation, molecular function: cysteine-type carboxypeptidase activity; cysteine-type deubiquitinase activity; K48-linked deubiquitinase activity. The transcript is spliced from 8 exons. The record is from RefSeq and is a predicted model, not a curated record. The coding region runs from base 1 to 1662 and encodes 553 amino acids. Lineage: Eukaryota; Cryptophyceae; Pyrenomonadales; Geminigeraceae.